UCGCCUUUUGAAAGACAGCAACCCGCUCAACUGCCAUUCGCUGGUCCCACCCCGCUUUGGCACCGGCGACCUCGGGCGACCACCGCCCGGCACUCGGAACCGGAACCGGACCCGGGUCUCGCUCUCUGUCAGCAGGACAUCCCCACAAAGGCUGCCGUAUCUCACUCCCGCAGAGGCCGGCGUCGGGGGAUUGCCCACGAUGAGGGCCGCUCUGGUGUCGGCGGCCGUUGUCAUCAGCUUCUUCGCUGCGGCCCUCGCCAACACCGAAAAGACCAUCUUCCUCGGGCCUGAAGCCGUCAACGUUCCGCUCGCGCACCCGACCCUCUCCGAUCUCCGCCUGCGCACCCUCACACCGACCAACAACACCCUCCGGACCCGGCUCCCCGCCCGGUUCCCCUCUGCAGACCAACCCCAAGGGCCCGCCACAUGGCUCCUCCUCGACCACCUCACGCCUAAGCAGCGUUAUGAAGUGCGUGUCUGCUGGCCGGCCACGCAACCCACCGAUUUCACCGUCUCAACCUUUCCCCUCGCCACGGUAUGGGACACGCCGGAGCUGAUGGCCUCUCUGCGCGCCUACUCCGUCUCGCGGGAGCAGUCGCUCGCUCCCGAGGGUGGUCCGCCGCCACCCGGCAGCGGCAACGGCAGCGGCAACGGGAGCGACAGCGGCCCCAGUGAGCGGGAGGCCUCCGUUCUCUUGCUGCGCAUCCUGGCCGCGGCCGACUACUACACCACCGAUGCCUCGCUCAUGAGCAGCGUUCCCCCCGUCGACGUGGACAUCAUCCUGGACCCGUUCCUCUUCAACCUUCUACCCCGGUCGCUAGCCGGUACGGCGUGCUAUAUCGUCGCUGUCGCCGUCGCAGCGUAUCUCCUUUCUCGGAGGAUCGUUUCCGGCAUCCACCGACUGAUUGCUUCGGCUGACGCUGACGUACGACAGGAGGCUAUCAAGAAGAGACAGUAAUUUCAUAAAAUCGACAUCAACGGCCCUCUCGCUGCUCUCACCGUGACGGAAACACC
Messenger RNA from Thermothelomyces thermophilus ATCC 42464, 1014 nucleotides. RefSeq lists its product as uncharacterized. Gene Ontology annotation, biological process: GPI anchor biosynthetic process. NCBI's taxonomy places the organism in Eukaryota, Fungi, Ascomycota, Sordariomycetes, Sordariales, Chaetomiaceae. Gene Ontology annotation, cellular component: mannosyltransferase complex; endoplasmic reticulum membrane. The record is from RefSeq and is a predicted model, not a curated record. Gene Ontology annotation, molecular function: mannosyltransferase activity. The transcript is spliced from 3 exons. The coding region runs from base 200 to 958 and encodes 252 amino acids.